Messenger RNA from Trichobilharzia szidati, 772 nucleotides. The record is from the annotation of a GenBank genome assembly. NCBI's taxonomy places the organism in Eukaryota, Metazoa, Platyhelminthes, Trematoda, Strigeidida, Schistosomatidae.
GCUAGCUGAAAUACUGGAAUCAGUUAAAAGGCAAUUAUCCAAGUUUUCCAUUUAUGAUACAUUUAAAUUUAUUGAUAGUAUUAGAGAUUUUAAUGUCUCAGAGAAAGUCAUGUUCUCGUUAGAUGUGACUUCGCUAUUUACCAAUGUACCUCUCAUGGAAACUGCUAUAUAUGUGAUUAUAUUGAUACACAUAGUUUAGAAAUAGGGUUGCCGUCAAUUCACCUCAAAGAAUUUUUAUGGAGAUGCACGUUGAAUGUUCAGUUCACCUUUAAUAAUGAGAUUUCUAGACAGAGAGAUGGCAUUGCCAUGGGAUCACCAUUGGGUCCUUUGCUGGCUGAUUGUUUUAUGGCAAAGCUUGAAAAUUCUCAACUUAGUCAAACCAUCGAUCAUUUAGACAUCUACAAAAGAUACGUAGACAACACUUUCGUUAUCUGCAAUAAUAACGUAAUUGUUGAUGAUGUCUUGUUUGCUUUCAAAAAUUGUCAUCCUUAUUUACAAUUCACCAUAGAAAAGGAACCUGAACUAAGUAUUCCGUUUCUUGAUGUGUGCCUUAGUAUACGUAAUGAGAGAUCUCUCAAAAGAUCUAUCCACCGGGAACGUACAUGGAACGGAUAACUAACUAAUUUUUAUAGUCGGGUGCCUAUCUCCAGGAAAAGGAACCUAACUCAUUCAAUCUGCUUAAGGAUAAGACACAUUUGUACUUCUGAUUGCGUUGACUCAGAACUUGACUUCCUAAAAGCCACUCUUGCAGUAGACGGCUACUCGAACCGAU